CUGCUGGCCCCCUGAGAGUCAGAGAGGAUGUUAAUGAUGAUGAUGAUGAUGAAGAAGAAGGGGUCCAAGACUCUGGCUGUGGUCGCUCUUUUUCUGGCCUCGGCCAACUGCGUCCUUCCUCCAUCCAAAGAAGAUCUGAACCAGAUCUCACUGGAAGGAGAAAAGUAUCUAAAUGGAGAGAUUGAAAAUGCUGUUAACGGAGUGAAGGAGAUGAAGGGCGUGAUGCAGAAAUCUUCAGAGGAGCACCAGAAGUUUCUAGACGCCCUGGAGAAAACCAAGGAGAGGAAAGAGGAAGCGAUCCGUGUGGCUCAGGAGAUGGAGACGAAGCUGGAGCAGGAGGAGGAGGUCUGUAACGAGACCAUGAAGGCUCUGUGGGAGGAGUGUAAGCCGUGUCUGAAGAGCACCUGCGUUAAAUACUACUCCCGAACAUGCAGCAGUGGAUCUGGACUGGUGGGACGCCAGCUGGAGGAGGUGCUGAACAGAACGUCUCCGUUCUCCAUCUGGAUCAACGGGGAGAAGAUCGACACCCUGCAGCAGGAGGGGCAGCGGCAGAACAAAGAGUUCAGGAACCUGGAAGACAAAUACUCAGAGAUGGCCGACGGGGUGGACAGCAUAUUUACAGACAGCAUGAGGGUGGCAGAUCACGUACACUACAGCCCUCCAGUGCUCUUUUUCCCCAAUUUCCUCCAACCGUACUCCCGCCGCAGCAGAAGCAUCCGCUCUCUCUUCCGCGAUCCUUUCCACGGCUUCCAGGGUUUGUUCUCCCCCAUGAUGGGCAUGGGCCGCAACUUCUUCAGCUCCAUGGGCUCCAUGAUGGACAUGGACUCAGACGGAGCUCCUAACGAGGAGGGCAGCAUGAACGAGGACGUGGUCAUCACCAAACCUUUCGGCAACGGCAGGAUGACCUGCAGAGAGAUUCGUCGCAACUCAGCCGGCUGCUUCAAGUUCCGGGAUGAGUGUCAGAAAUGCAGAGACAUCCAACAUAUUGACUGCUCUGGGAAGAAGCCCCUGGAGGGCCCGCUGAAGGAGGAGCUGGAGGAGGCGCUGGCCAUGGCGGAGCGCUUCACUCAGCAGUACAACAACCUCCUGAAGACGUUCGAGGAGAAGAUGUUCAACACCUCGUCCAUCCUGGACCUGCUCAACAGACAGUUCGGCUGGGUGUCCACGCUGGCCAACAACACCAAGGACGACGUCUUCCAGGUUCAGAUGGUGAACUGCAGUGACACCGAGGAGAAGCCCGGUGAGGAGAAGAAGCAGCCCGGAGAAACCAACGUGUCCGUGCAGCUCUUCGACUCCCCGACGAUGAACAUCAGCGUGCCGGGUGAAAUCCCCUGGACCGACCCCAAGUUCCCCGAGGUGGUGGCCAAGGAGGCUCUGGAGCGCUACAGGGAAAGCAGCGUUGUGGUCAAAUAAAGUCCCAACCUGCUCUGUCUGCUGACAGCUGAAUGUUCUGGAUCCAUUAAAACACCUGAAACCCGUCGAUAAACAACAACCCUGAGGCCGACACACUGGUUCUGUUGUAAAUCCUCUUUAAGUCCUGCUUUUGCAAACAACUCAGUUAAACCUCAGAGAUUUAUAUUGUUACAUUAGAGCUCUUUGUCCUGCUGUAAGAGAAGAUAUUCAGUAGAUGUAGAUAACAGGCGUACUCGUGUCUAUUUCAACAUUUAAGGCCAUAUAACACACCAUAAGUGAGCUAGGCUUUGCAAAAAAGGGGCCAUAAUAAAUGAUUUAUGUUUGAGUUUCUGCUAAAAGCUUAAAAUUGACUUUGAAGCUGUUUAUGCUCUACAUUCAGCCUUUUUAUUACAUGGAGAUUAAACUCAUAUUUCCUCUAUCACAGUUCAAUAAAACAAAGAUUUGAUUUGUUGCAAAGGUUUGUAAGAAUUAAGGUGCAGAGCGAGAUGAUUCAGGCUGUUCCAGUGACUUUAACGACCUGUUGUGCCCUUCUACAGAUCUCUGAUAUCUGAGUUGGUUGAAGGGUUUAUUUGCUGGAGUUAAACUUGCUGAUUGGAGAGAUGAAAUUUGGGGGAAAAAAGGAGUUGAUUAUGUUCAAGAUUGCUUUGAGUCCCCAUGUACAACAGCCUAGAAAGAAAAUAACACAUAGAGAUAAUAAAACCUGCUCAAACCCA
This is a messenger RNA of Centropristis striata (black sea bass), 2126 nucleotides long. It is a transcript of the gene clu, whose product is annotated as clusterin. Lineage: Eukaryota; Metazoa; Chordata; Actinopteri; Perciformes; Serranidae. The record is from RefSeq and is a predicted model, not a curated record. The transcript has 9 exons. Bases 28 to 1413 code for a protein of 461 amino acids.